This is a messenger RNA of Rhizopus microsporus ATCC 52813, 2079 nucleotides long. RefSeq names its product zincin. The record is from RefSeq and is a predicted model, not a curated record. Gene Ontology annotation, molecular function: metalloendopeptidase activity. Gene Ontology annotation, cellular component: plasma membrane. Lineage: Eukaryota; Fungi; Mucoromycota; Mucoromycetes; Mucorales; Rhizopodaceae. Gene Ontology annotation, biological process: protein processing. Bases 1 to 2079 code for a protein of 692 amino acids. The transcript has 5 exons.
AUGAAUACACCUUUACUAAAACGUAAUCGAACAACAAGUUCACAAGGCUCAGUAAGAGAAGAAGAGCAGUAUGGCACAUAUUACAGAUAUCCUAGUUCAUUACAACCUGGCCAUUUCACCUCAUUAGAAAAACUAUUUUUCUUUAUCAGUUCCGUUCUUUUAUUUUUACUAUUUAUCUUUGUUGGCCUUUAUGCAAGAAGUAGUACUGGACAUGACUCACCAGUGAUCAUUUCACCGCCUAAACAUUCCAACCAGACAAAACAGAUUGUCUGUUUAGAACCCGACUGUAUCAAAACAGCAGCCAGCAUCUUGGAGGACGUUGAUACAGCAUUAGAUCCAUGUCAAGAUUUCUAUGCCUACACAUGUAAUAAAUGGAUAGAUCGCCACAUCAUACCUGCAACACAACCCAUGAUCAGUAUUGAAACGAUCACAGCGCAAUCAAUCCGCUAUCGACUUUCCCAAAUCUUGACAAACAAGAAGGAAAUAAAGACAAGCGACUUACCUGACCCAGAGUCAAUUCUGGAUGAUCAGCUGUUGAACAAGCUACGCGACAUGUACAAGAGCUGUGUAAAUCAUAAAGAAGGACAGAUCGAGGCACUUUACCCGCUCUUCCGUGCUAUUCGACAGUGGGUCCCUCUUUCGGGACAAACGGACGAAGGACUGAAGGCAGCUUUGACCUAUUUGACCGAGCGAGGCAUAUGGACUCUGUUUGAAAUGAAGGUAGGACCUGAUGUAAGAACCAAGAAGCCCGCACUACAUCUGUUGCCACCACCUGUGAAUGAGUACAGUGAGAAAUAUUUACAGACCGUAGUCGAUAUCUUGGAGCUCGUCUUUCGUCAGGACCGUGAAUUUGGAUGGAGGUCAUGGAGUCCUGUGGCAACAGCACGUCGUAUUAUCGAAUUUGAACAGCAGUGGAUCGUGCCUGACGACAAAAAGGAGCAAUGGACGUGGCAGGCCAUACAGAACGAGGUGCCCUUUGUGGAGUGGAGAUCCUUGGGUCGUCAGAUUGUUGCUCAGCCUUCUCUUGUUAAUGCGAUAAAAGAGAAUGUCCGAGGGACAAACGGAAGAACCCUACAGAUGUACUUGAUCUGGCGUAUCCUCUGGACGUUCCUGGAUACGGUCGGAUACCCCUAUGCAGAGCCUAAGCGCAGAUUUGAGGCAGAAGCACUUGGUAUUCGAGCCAUACCUGAGCGAUGGGAGUCAUGUUUGACCACAUUAGAGGACAGUAGUAUGGGUCUUUUGCUCGGUCGAUAUUAUAUGCUCGACAGAAGGGAACUACCCAUCGAACCUGUGCAGAAUUUGAUCAAGUCCAUUGUCCGCAAAGUAGAAGAUCGGCUACAAUCGGAAGAAGCCGUCCGAAAAUUAAAAAGCUUGCAGUUCGAGAUAGGUUACCCUUCUAUGAUUCGAUCGGUGAUCCCACUUUCAGAAUCCUUUGGUGAUAUGGCAAUAGAUGACCAAGAUUUCCUUCAAAACAUGAUGAACGAUGGAAUGCACCGUGUGAAAGAGAUGGAAAGACAAGUUCAACUGGAUGAGCUCAUAUCCGUGUUUCUUCCCACAAGGACAAGCAUAGAUUACCGCUCAGAUUAUCAUCAGGUGAUCAUUCCGGCAGGUGUCUUACAAUUUCCUUUUAAUGGACAACACAGUCCCGACUACGUAUCGCAGAGUACGCUCGGGUGGAUGAUUGGUCAGGCAAUGAUGCAUGCAUUGAGCGAUAAAAACACGAGUAGUAGUGAAGCUGAAUCGUGUUUGAAGACACAAUAUGAGUCCUUUGGAUUGGAUGGUGAAGAAACAUUAAAAAGUAAUAUGGCAGAUAAUAAAGCAUUCAUUAUGGAUGACAUCGUAUCUAAUGUGACCUUGCCUGGACUCGAUCGGUGGACUAGGGAACAAUUGUUUUACAUUCAAUUUGCUCGAAUGAGAUGUAGUAAGAGUACAAAGGAAUAUGAUGCCUUUCAAAGAGAUCAAUCACCCGAUAGAUACCGAGUGAAUGUACCAUUGAUGAACUCGCAUCAUUUUUCAAAAGCAUUUCAGUGUAGAUUAGGAUCAUUUAUGAACCCUGAACACAAGUGUCAAGUUUGGUAA